Syngnathoides biaculeatus (alligator pipefish) is the source of this 5546-nucleotide messenger RNA. RefSeq names its product netrin-G1-like. The record is from RefSeq and is a predicted model, not a curated record. Gene Ontology annotation, molecular function: cell-cell adhesion mediator activity. The coding region runs from base 603 to 1964 and encodes 453 amino acids. The transcript is spliced from 8 exons. Lineage: Eukaryota; Metazoa; Chordata; Actinopteri; Syngnathiformes; Syngnathidae.
GAAGAGGAACAAGAAAGAGGAAGAGGAGGAAGAGGAAGAGGAGAAGCAUCCACGACUCCUCGCCGGGGGGGAGUGAGGAGGAGAGGGAGGGGGGGGGGGUGGCAGCCCACCCAGCCAGCACUGAGUGCUGCACCCCGGCAGUGCGCGCCGGAACGCGCUGGUUCUCCGUCCGUUCGGACCCGGAUUAUUUGUCACUCCGCCGCACCUUCAUACUAAUGGAAGCGGCAGCAGCCUCGCCGUUCAAAGUGCCUCCUCGUCGGCUUGCGCUUCUUCCCCAACUGCGCGCGACACAAAUGUGCUCAAAGUUGCAAAAAGGAAGACCAAAUUCGUCCUCGCGGCUGUGUUGAACUUGUUGAACGACGUCGCCACACUUGUGUCCAAAGAGGAGCGCGGGACGCACAAACCGCAACAUCCGCCGGCCCCUCCGCACGUCGCAUCUGACCUCUGACCGACGCAAAAACGUCCACGCGCUUGUCGGUCACACCUCGAGCGGCCAGUUGGAGGCUCAUCACGAAAAAGAUGCUGCGGCGGUUGACAACGCCGCGGCUCAUCUGAAUUGACCUCAGACGCAUUUUUGUGACGACAUAAGCGAAAGAGAGAAGAUGCUCUUGAGCGUCCUGCUCCCCCUGUGGGCCGUCUACGGCGGCGCGGCCUACGCCAUGCAACAUUACCCCGCGGCCUGGGGACACUACGACGUGUGCAAGUCCCAGAUCUACACGGAGGAGGGCCUGGCGUGGGACUACAUGGCCUGUCAGCCCGAAGCCACCGACAUGACGAAGUACCUGCGGGUGGCCCUCGACCCGCCCAACAUCACGUGCGGGGAUCCGCCGGAAACCUACUGCGCUCUGGAGAACCCUUACAUGUGCAACAACGAGUGCGACGCCAGCACCGAGGAGUUGGCUCAUCCCCCCGAGCUGAUGUUUGACUUCGAGGGCCGCAACCCCACAACCUUCUGGCAGUCCACCUCAUGGAAAAAAUACCCCAAGCCCCUCCAGGUCAACAUCACGCUGUCCUGGAACAAGACCAUCGAGCUGACCGACGACAUCGUGCUCACGUUUGAGUCGGGUCGACCCGAGCAGAUGGUCCUGGAGAAGUCGCUGGACUAUGGCCGUACGUGGACGCCCUACCAGUUCUACGCCACCGACUGUUUGGACGGCUUCACCAUGGAACCCAAGACGGUCGGCGACCUCACCCAGCGCACCCUGCUGGACAUCAUCUGCACUGAGGACUACUCGCGGGGCUACGUGUGGAAGAACGACAAGACGGUGCGCUUUGAGAUCAAGGACCGCUUCGCCCUGUUUGCCGGGCCUCGCCUGCACAACAUGGCCUCCUUGUACGGACAGCUUGAUACUACCAAGAACCUGAGGGACUUCUUCACCAUCACCGACCUGAGGAUUAGGCUACUGAAACCGGCCACUGGAGCCACCAUGGUGGAUGAAAACAACCUGUCCAGAUACUUCUAUGCUAUCUCUGACAUCAAAGUGCAGGGAAGGUGCAAGUGCAACCUGCACGCCAACAGCUGCGUGUUCGACAAGGGGAAGCUGGGCUGCGAGUGCGAACACAACACCACGGGGCCCGACUGCAGCCGUUGCAAGAGGCACUACCACGGCCGAGCCUGGAGCGUGGGCUCCUACCUCCCGAUACCCAAAGGAACUGCAAAUAUAUGUAUUCCGAGCAGUCACGGACCUGCGCAUCGAGCAAAUGCGUCAUCUCUUGGCGUCGCGAAUCGUAACCAAGCCCGGGUGUGCGAUAACGCCAUGCUGCGCUGCCAGAACGGGGGCACGUGCCACCACCACCAGCGCUGCCACUGUUCCGCGGGCUUCACGGGCGUCCUGUGCGAGAGGGUCCGCUGCCAGGGCCCCGGCGAGUGUGACGAUCAACUGUCGGGACGGGCCGACCGCCGCCAUCCCGCUGCUCACGAUUUCGCUCUCCCCUCACUGUUGCUGAUUGUUUCUCUUUGCUGAGUAACCAAAACCCCCUAUUAAGGACACGCACGCAACGAGGCGGACCUCUGGACAGCGUGGACCGAGUGCUCAGCAAUCUGGCGACUUUUUUUGUACGUCCUAGGACGCCAUCGCCGAAUAGUACGCUCGAUGGACUGAUGAAAUGUCACCGCUUUCUGGUAUUCUCACACAGGAAAAAAAAACAAAAAAAAACUUACACAACGCAAGUGGCCGAUACUUUGUUCAAGACGAGGGGCGAGAACUACCUGCAAACUGUACAAAGCUACACACUUUCUUAGAAUUAUUAUGAAGAAUAUAGAGGUGCCAACCCUGGCCAUUUUCCCAGAAUGCCUAGUUACGUUAAUAGUGCAAAUCUUGACAUUACCAAGGUUCACUAUCCCUUUCGCGCUGAGCUGGUGUCAGUACCGCAGACAAAAUAUACAACUUAUUUAUGGCAGCCCCUUCAGAUGACCCGUGUUAGACUUAAAAUUACUUCAAUAAUAUGAUGAGUGGCAUGUUGAAAAUUAGCAGCGCUGGUGUCACAAAAGACAUAUUUCAAAUAUGGCUAGAGGCCGAUUCUGGUAUUUGGCAAAAUGAGAAUCCAAUAACUGAUGAAUCAGAUGAUUUAAAAAAAAUAUGUAAUGAAUAAUAUAACUCAUUUUAAUCCAUUAACAGUUACAAGAGUAAAGAUGUGAAUUAGGCAGAAUAUUUGAGUGUUUUCAGUGGAACCUCUACUUACAAAAUGAAUUCAUUCCAGAAGUCGUUCAGUAAGUUCAAAUUUUUGUAAGUAGAAGCACCUUUUACAUGUAAAUAGCCUAAUCCGUUCCAAGCCCCCAGCUGAAAAUAAGCAUUCAAAGUACAUAAUGUAAAGAAUAAUAAAACUUGUGUUUAUUUACCUUUGGUGUUGGGCAUUAUGCGAAGAGGAGGGUGAGUGACAAUCGAAAGGCAUCGUGGGGGACGAAGGAGGAGGCAAAUGUUUGACAGCUGAGAGAAAACACGUACGAAUGUACGCAUGGACACAACUUAAUUUCACUAAAGUUUCUUGGGGCUCACUAAGAAGAAAGAUGAAUAAAGUUGCAAAAAACAAAUGAAAAACUCGCAAAAAAGUUGUACUUUAUCCAUGUAUGCUAGCGUGUGACAGCUUGUGAAAGCGCUACCAUGAUUCAGUGACAGUCAAGGGUGCAAGGGAAAUGAGAAGCAUCUUGGGUAAAAACUGAUGUCCCUCCGAUCCAUUGAGAUGCCAGGAAGAUGCUACGGCGAGUUCCAAUGACAGAGCAGCUCUAUCGCGCCACACAAAACAAGAUUCAUGAUAUUUACGUUCGGUGGAAUUCGUAUACUGAAUUUUCCUUCGUAACUAUCGACAGUAUUGUUCCAAUGAGGCGUUUCGUAACCUGAAUUUAUCGUUAUUAGAGAUGUUCGUAAGUAGAGGUACCACUGUAUUUGACUUUACAAUAGGGAAAAAUUGGCAAAAUUGAAAAAUUCUUUUUGGUAUUUUUGUUCUAUUUUGCAUUAUCUUGUAAGAUGUUAUUGUUGAAAAAAUGAAAAAAAAAAUGGACAAAAAAAAUAAUCUGCAGAUUUUCUCCACUGUUAGUAAUCCUCCUGAAAUCAAAUCUAUACUUUGCAGCCUGCCUCUCUUACACCUCUGGUAGCACGUCAAAAGCCACAUUAAAUUACCAUCCCUCCAUCCCAGGGGUGUCAAACUCAUUUUGCUUGCGGGCCACAUUGUUGUUGCAGUUUCCCUCAGAGGGCUGUUAUGACUGUGCAACAAAAAUAUUUUAUCAAUCAUAACAUCAUAUUUACAUCAUCGAUGUAUGAACUAGUUUUGAAAUCAGAAAUCGAGGGUAAUGUGCUUUUCAAAUAUUCACGUUUGGUAACAUAAAAAUGCUUGUAAUAUCUCAACUUUAUCAUUCAUGAUAUAUGACAAUUUGAAAUUCUGGUACAGAUUUUUACAAGAAUCAUGGAAAUUGACACUCUAGAUUUGGCUUCGCGGGGCACAUAAAAUCAUGCGGUGGGCCAGAUCUUGCCCCCAGGCCUUGAGUUUGACACCUGUGCUCUAUCCUUUUACACACAGGCAACGUUCCGCCAUUGAUACUCCAUCUUCAGCCAGAAAGUUUUCAGGUCGACCCUCCCUUCCCAUAUCGAUACCUAAGACACAACAGCAAGACCGGAUAAAUCCGCAGAUUAGAUGACUGAUGUGAAAGUACGCCGAGAUGUAUACUGGUGAUAUAAUCGCUUCACUUUGGUUUGGCUUUCUGCCUCUGGCGACUUCCACACUUCCUUUACAGUAAAUUGGUGCAUCAAAGGCGUAACAGUAGAGGCAGCAUUUAUCCACAUGCGGCUUUCAGACCGAGACAAUUGCUUUCAACACAAAGAGGUGCACGCAGUGAGUCUAAGAUGUUGAAGCUCACACUGGGUUAGCUUGUGUGAAAGGGCUUAGCGACGUAUGGAAAUACUUCAUGACGUAGAUCUCAAUGGGUGUGAAGCCAAACGCUGAACAUUUGUACUCCACAAGCACUGGCACUGGCUCAGCAUGGAAGGGGUAUGACGAGUCUUUGAUUCCAGAAUCCGUUCUGCAUUAUCUGCUCGCAUCUCCGUGCGAGACAAGAUAACGCUAGCAUAUGUUUUGGAUGAACGGUGCACUCUCACUGGGUAUUCUAUGGUGCGUCUAAAUCCGAAUAACUUUUAGAUGUCUUUAAUGUCCGGAGUUGUGGAUAAAAUGCACCUUCUGGGAAAAUUUUGAGGGUUGCGCAUAAUAUAAAUAAUGAAAACUACGUAUGUGAACGGGAUCAUAAUAAAGAAAAAAAAAUGGCCUCUCACUUUCUUACAUUUCCUCUUCCUUCACUCUUUUGCCCCUCUAUUCUUUACUUCCUGUGCUUCUGGUGACUGGUGAUUUUCUCCCCCACCUUGUUUUGCCAAAUGCUGCACAUGCGCUACUAUGGAGGCCGUCGACAAAAUCUAUAGCGUGUUUAAUUUUGCUUCGUAGUCAUGUCGGGAGUGUGGGGCUGGGUCAAGAUGUUGUAUCAUAAGUAAGUGUAUUUAAUUUUUGUACAAAAAAACAGAUAUUUUCAUGAAUUUGCCAAGAUGUCUUGCUUGUUUUCUAUUGUUGCAGGCAGACAUGGACUGCGUAACCGGUUUGGUUGUAUUGUUUGUUUGCUUAUGUGCGCACACACAGUUCUCUUUCAAAAAAAAGAAAAACGAAAAGAAAGUUUACACAUUCUCAGAAUACACUUCCACCAAAGGGGAAAAAAGGAAAAAGUAUGUGUUUUGUCUUGUUGUUGAACAUAAUCACGUGACACACACAAAUGUAACGUUUUAUUUGUCAACGGGUACUUAGCGAAGCUAACGUAGCAUUCCAUAGCUCCUUUUUGUCAAAUACCACAAAUAGAUGGACGCAAAUGUAGAUACCAAUUUUAGAAGCGCAAAAUCAAAGUACUUUCUCCACAAAAAUCUGUUCAUUACAGGCUCCGACUGAGACUCCUAUCAAAGCGCCAGAAAUCAGAACAAAAACAGGAAAUGGAAACCUGCCAAAACAGCGCAAACAGAUGGAAUCCAAUGCACUACAGCAGUCCCAGAAGAGCCAAAGCAAAGUCCUUUGUAUAUGGA